AUGUCCAAUUUGGUGUCGGCCUUCAAAAAGUUCUCUUCAAAAAACAAGACAGCUCUCGAACAUGUCCUCUCCUCAGUAGUUUCCCUAUGCUAUGCUAGUCCAGAAAUGUGCCUCGAAUUUUCACAAUCUAAGGGAGGUUUAAUUAUUUUGACCAAUUUUUUGAGAGAUGAAAUUAGCAUUGCCUCUCAAAAACCAUCUUGUUUCAAUAUGGCCACAAGUUUGUUGGUCAAAUUGACCAAUAUGAGAGAAAAUAUUGAGGCAUUUAGAGAGAGUGGUUUUGUAAAACUCAUUGCUGAAUGGUUUUCCAAAUCUCCAUGUCCAAUUCCACAACCAAAUUUGGAAUCGUAUAAUGCUGCCUUAUUUAACAUGACCAAGAAUGCAGAAAAUCAAAAGAUUCUCCUCUCUCAUGCAAUUGUUCCACAACUAAUUCGAUUUGCCAAUGGAAAGGAUAAGCAAGUGAGCUCAUUCGCAGCCAAAUCCUUAUGGAACUUAUCAGCCACCGAUAUGAAAUGCAGAGAAGAUAUUCGAAAGGAGGGAAUCAAUGAUGCUACAUUGAAACAACUUGCUGGAAUACAGUAA
This is a messenger RNA of Naegleria gruberi, 579 nucleotides long. RefSeq lists its product as uncharacterized. Bases 1 to 579 code for a protein of 192 amino acids. The record is from RefSeq and is a predicted model, not a curated record. The transcript has a single exon. NCBI's taxonomy places the organism in Eukaryota, Heterolobosea, Eutetramitea, Acrasida, Naegleriidae.